CACAAAAAUGACUCACCAGACUGCCAGAUAGAGACCUGUUUUCUCUGGGCCAAGGUCGUUUUUUAGCUUUCUAUUAUUAUUUGUCCCUCUCUGACCGUCUGUGAAUUUUUUCAUUACGAGAAUCCUCGCAAACGUCGCCCCUAUAUCCUUCGGGAUCUUCGCUGAAGAUGCCCAGAAAGGAGAAACCGUGUAUUGGUAAAACCUUCGCUGUCGGAUCCAUCCAUGUUGUCGUGGAGGAUGUCAUCGCGGAAGGCGGAUUUGCCCUGGUUUUCCUUACGAAAGACAACAACGGAAGACGCUUCGCUCUGAAACGCAUGUAUGUUAACACGGAUAAAGAUCUUGCCAUGUGCCAGCAAGAAAUUCAUAUUCUGGAGUUCCUGGCAAAAGAGCAAGAUUCUCAUGCCGUGCGUUAUUGGGCAUCAGCUGUGAAUGUUAUUGAUGAAGAAGUGAAGGAAGUGCUGAUUUUAUUGGAUUAUUAUAAAGCUAGUGUCCUGCAGCUGAUGAAUGAGCGCUUCCAAACCAAACGCCAGCUAACCGAGGAGGAAGUGCUCAACAUAUUCUGUGACGUGUGCCAUGCAGUGGGUAAACUGCAUAAUCAGCGUCCUCCGUGGAUCCAUCGGGAUUUGAAAGUGGAGAACAUCCUCAUUGACAAGGAUGGGCGCUGUGUUCUAUGUGAUUUCGGUAGUGCCACCAACCGGGUUUUUGAUCCUACCAAGCAUCCGGUGACGGAAAUUGAAGAGGAUUUGAAAAAGUAUACCACUAUUGCCUACCGUUCGCCGGAAAUGGUGAACUUAUACGGAACCAAGAAGCCCGUGACGAUCAAAGCGGACAUAUGGGCCCUUGGUGUGAUGCUCUACAAAAUGUGUUAUUUCACCCUGCCUUUUGGCGAAAGUUCCCUGGCCAUACAAAACUGCAACCUACACUUUCCGAGUAGUCCUUCGUAUUCCAAGCAACUACAAGGAUUAAUACGGUACUGCCUGCGAGUUGAUCCUGAAGAUCGGCCGGAUAUCUUUCAAGUGGCUUAUCUGGCCUGCUGGCUAGCCAAGCGUGAAUGCGGUGUACUCAACCGAAAUAAAACCCCGGUGCCUAACCCCGACAUCCUGCUGACUCAGCCGGAAACCGUACCGGCUCCCGCGCCGAAUGACACAUCACCGCCGCGUGUGGCCCGCCCACCGCCGGUGUCGACCUUUGAGUUCAGCAGUACAACGUCCAUUGCGCCACGCGAACGGCCCAAACCGUCGGCGCAGUCCGCCGGUGCCCUGGUGCUGCCGCGGCCCCCGUCGAAAUUCGGCGGCGCGCCCUUGACGCCCGUCAGUGCGCCACCGCCGCCGUUAGCCGCCGUCGUUGUCCCGCCCGUGGAACCGGUGCCAGUCAAAGAAUCUGUGAUGGAGAGUAAAAGAAAUUUUGAUUUGAUUGAUAUUUCCGCGGGUGAUACGGUGCAGCAACGGAGUGCGGUUGCGGCGGUGCCCCCUCCGCCCGGUGGAAGCGGGAUUCCUAGAGGGCGGGAAGCGUUUGGUGAUAUGCAUCGAAGCCGUCUCGAAGAGGUCGGUCAGAAAGUGCAGCGAAUGGGCCACAGACGGAACACUUCCGAUACCUCCAUGAUCCCCAUUGUUCGCCCGGCCUCUCCUAGUCCCACGCAGAAUAUUAGCGAAAAGUCCCGGUCAGCUGAUACUAGUCCCGUCCGCUCGCCUAACCCCCGAACGGAUGUUAAUAAACAGUUUUCCGCGUGGAAUCCCUUCGAAGAUGUCGACCAGCACUGGACCGCGCCCAAACCGCCUAGUCUUACCCAGAGCAUCACCUCGCUGGUCCGGAAGGGCUCGGUGAACAGCAUGACCAGGUUGGCAGUGGGUAGUCCCGCUGAAAAUGGGGAAAAGGAUAAAAAGAACGUUAAGACGACGGAAAAGAAAGAGAAGAAGAAGUUUAAAUAUCAGAAAUUCGACAAUGACUCCGACGAAGAGGACGGAUCGGUCAUCAGCGAUCAGCCGCACUCGCAGUCGGAAAGUGAUACAAGAAAAUCGGUGGCAUCCGUGCAGAAUGACAGCGAGACAGUGAAAGACACGGAUUCGAUCGGCAGCGCCAGUGAUUUAAAGCACGAAGAUGACACAACCGAUGACGAGCAUCUCAGCAGUCGGCACACCACGCAACCGGAUGUCGAGAUUAAAGUGGAAGAAGAAGAGGAAGACGAUCACUAUGGCACCGUACAGUAUGGCACACUGGAAGAAACUGCCAGUGCCAUUCAGAGUCUGGCCUCCCAUCUAUCACUAGGACAUGAAACCAGCACGAAACCCCUUCUGGACGACCAUAACAAUGGUUUCGAUAAAUCCGAUGACGAAGAGCUGGAGCGCAAAGCCACGCCGGUGGCGGCCGGCACCCAGCGGCGGCUGACCUUCGACGGCGCUGGUCUGUUAUCGGUGUUCGAUCAGAUUCCCUUCCGGCAGCCGAAAAAACCCAAAGACGCCGCACUGAUUCCCCCGGUAAAGAAAGAGCCGGUGGAAACGACGCACGUGACGCCAGCGGAAGCAGCGAAUCGGCAGCAGCUGUUCCCGGAAACCAAUCCCUUUGCGGAUUGUUUUGCCGGAUCCGGGCGGCGCCGGAGUGAAGAUAAGCCCGAUAGUGUUACGGAUGUCGCGGAAACGUUUACGGAACCGUUUGAGAAAGCCGUUCCCGUGAUCGCACCCCCUCCUGUGCCUCCUAAGCCUUCUUUCUUGAAACGUGAUGUACAGCCGGCGGUUCCUAGCGGCGUGGUAAGUCAGAAUCCAUACGCGACGGGAUAUGCGGUAGAUAAUGGGGAAGACGUGUUCGGUGCGUCGCCGUUCGAUAAUUUAACCGAUUCGUUGGUGGCCAGCGAGAAGAGUGCCGCGGCCAGCGGGAAAAAGAAAACGAAAAGCCCCGUCUUUCAAGAGUCGCUGAUGCAUGCCACGAAUAUUGUGGCGCCCAAUGCGCAUUCCCCCACGCAUGCCACCAAGUUCCGGAAGUUCCAGAAGAAAGAGGGAAUUUCUAAUAUCAGUUUUGAAGAUGCUUAGUACGUAACUGUGACCGAGUGUGACCAUUUUGAAGGUUUGGUUUUUACACAUUUUUUGAUUUUAUUUCUACCAGUUCCAUUUUUUAGAUUAUUUAAGUUUUUGCGAUUACUAAUUCAAUAUUUGCUUGAUUUCUGUGCUAUCUUUAGCAGCCGUGCAUUUUGGUUUCCUGGACAUCUGCUGCAUGUACUGUAAUUUUUGGGAGUUGUGUGAUAUAUUUGUACAUUCCUAAAAAUCCGACAACCG
This is a messenger RNA of Paramacrobiotus metropolitanus, 3266 nucleotides long. RefSeq names its product serine/threonine-protein kinase sel-5-like. The transcript has 11 exons. Bases 168 to 3023 code for a protein of 951 amino acids. Gene Ontology annotation, biological process: protein phosphorylation; regulation of clathrin-dependent endocytosis; positive regulation of Notch signaling pathway. The record is from RefSeq and is a predicted model, not a curated record. Gene Ontology annotation, cellular component: cytoplasm. Gene Ontology annotation, molecular function: ATP binding; AP-2 adaptor complex binding; protein serine/threonine kinase activity. Lineage: Eukaryota; Metazoa; Tardigrada; Eutardigrada; Parachela; Macrobiotidae.